Messenger RNA from Spodoptera littoralis (African cotton leafworm), 1410 nucleotides. The record is from the annotation of a GenBank genome assembly. NCBI's taxonomy places the organism in Eukaryota, Metazoa, Arthropoda, Insecta, Lepidoptera, Noctuidae.
AUGUUAGUCGUGCUUUUUGGUGUUAUAGCUGUGUUAUUAUGGUACUGGUGGAAGCGUCAUCCCCGUUCACCUCCGUCGUUUCCUGGUGAACUGCCGAUCAUUGGGCAUGUCAUUGCCAUGUUAGGAUAUCGAAAUGACAUAUGGAGCUUCAUCAAACGGGUUUGUGAUUAUUCUUUGGAAAACGGUGGAUUAAUUCGUCUGAACGUCGGUUCUCAUAUUAUAUAUGUUGUAAGUGAUCCAAACGACACGGGUGUCGUAGCUAGCACGUGUUUGGAGAAAGGAUUUUUUUAUGAAAUUGGAAAGGAUUUUGUACAAAAAGGAUUAUUAACGUCAGAUGCGACCACAUGGAAGACACAUCGUAAGCUAUUACAUCCAGCGUUCAAUCAGCAAGUUUUAAACACAUUUCUAAACGAAAUGAACAUACAAGCUCGAAAUCUCGUCUCACAGUUAACUGCUGUGGCUCAAAGAACGUCAUUAGGAUUGGAAGCUAAAGAUCAAAAUAUUAUCGACAAUAAUUAUGCAAAUGCGAUUCAGGAAAUUUUGAACAUAUUCUGCUAUCGUGGCAUUCAUCCUUGGUUAUAUCCACCGUUUAUAUAUAAAAGAACUGCUUGGAAAAAGAAAGAAGACGACUUAAUAAGAGAUCUUAAGAACAUGAUUAAUACUGUUAUUCAAAAACGGAGGUCAGAUUUAAAGGCGAACAAUUUUGUUACGAAUAAUGGCGUUGAUUCAAUAACAGGUAGGUUUAAACCAGUCCUAGAUCUUUUACUGCAUUUAGCUGAUGAAGAACACGCCUUUACUGACGAUGAGAUUAAAGAGCAUCUGGAUACUAUUGUGAUAGCCUCUUACGAUACAACAUCAACGGUACUACAAACUAUAUUGUUAGUGCUUGGAACAUAUCCUGAAGUACAGGAACGAGUUUAUAAAGAGGUCCAAGAAGUAUUUCAAAACAGUGAAGAUUUGUCUAUGCUUGAUUUAUCAAAACUCGUGUACUUGGAAGCAGUAAUAAAGGAGGUAUUGAGAGUAUACAGUACAGUUCCUAUAGUUUCAAGAAAACUGGACACUGAUAUUGUACUGCCAAAUUACACCUUACGAGCUGGAAGUACAUGUAUCUUGUCGAUAUAUGGCCUUCACCUACAUCCCUCGUGGGGACCAGAUGUGAAGGAGUUCAAACCGGAGCGAUGGCUGAAUCCCGAUACUUUACCUACUAACCCCAACGUAUACGUUCCGUUCAGUAUUGGCAAGCGAAACUGUAUUGGGAAACAAUACGCCAUGAUGAGUCUAAAGACGUCACUUGCACAUAUCGUGAGGAAGCUCCACGUUUCUGGUGACAUCAGUAAUAUAAAGUGGAAAUACGAACUAGUGUUGAAACCAGCAAACCCAGCUCUUAUGGAGUUCACUAUAAGGUAUUAA